AUGUUUGAGAACGUGGCAAACGAGCUGGAGGGACUUUGUGACCCCACGAAAGUGGGCGGCGGUUCACCACGGAUGUGUCGCAGUCGCAGGGCGAUAGGUAUUUAUAUAAAUAUCGAUAUAUCGAUCCACCUUUCCCCAGUGGCAGGGCGGUUGAUAUUCGUGUAUGUAUCGCAGUCGCAGGGCGGCGGCUACGCGACGGUGGGCAGGGCGCCGCGCGGGCCGCUCGCGUCGAGCGCCGCGCCGCCGGAGCCCCCCGCGCCGGAGAGCGCCGAGCAGCAGCUCCGCUACGAGAACGACCGGCUGAAGCUCGCACUGGCGCAGAGGUGGGUCCACGCUGUGGUAGGGCCACGCAGCAGCCUCGGCUGUUGCACGAAUGAGCACGAGUCCACGCUGUGG
This is a messenger RNA of Iphiclides podalirius (scarce swallowtail), 396 nucleotides long. The record is from the annotation of a GenBank genome assembly. Lineage: Eukaryota; Metazoa; Arthropoda; Insecta; Lepidoptera; Papilionidae.